Molecule: messenger RNA, 2367 nt
Organism: Myodes glareolus (Bank vole)
Lineage: Eukaryota; Metazoa; Chordata; Mammalia; Rodentia; Cricetidae
Gene: Dmrta1
Product: DMRT like family A1
Biological process (GO): regulation of transcription by RNA polymerase II; sex differentiation
Cellular component (GO): nucleus
Molecular function (GO): RNA polymerase II cis-regulatory region sequence-specific DNA binding; DNA-binding transcription factor activity, RNA polymerase II-specific; protein binding
Source: RefSeq, a predicted model, not a curated record
CCUUGGCCCUCCUCCCGGCCUUCUCCCUUGGCCAGCCAACAGGGUGGGCGGGGUGGCCUCUCCAGCCUGGCCUUCCUGGGCUCCGGAGUCUGGCAGAGCUCAGGACAACUACCCCAGCGUCUGGACUCCAAGGCUCACUCACUGGCUGCCUGCGCUGUCAGGUUCUGGAGCUCCUGGACGCAGCGGUUUACUGCUCUGGGCUAGAAGAGUAAACUCGUUGGUGUGCGGAGCUGGACAGCGGGACCUAGGAGGGUUCACAGUCUGCAGUCCCACGGGUAGCUCUGGACAGCGCCCUUGCCGGUCGCUACUCCUCAGGGGAGCCUUCUCAGAAUGGAGCAUUUUCCUUCAGGCCGUAGGGACCGCAGCAGCAGCUGCAGACCCCACCUGGCCCCGGGGAUGCGGGCUGCUCCAUCCGCAUCGCCAGCGCGGCCGGGGCCGUCGGGGAUCCCGGUGUCCGCGGCUUUUCUGCGGCCACCUGGCCUGUUCCUGCGAUCGGCCACCAGCGCGGGUCGCGGAGGAUGCGCUCCGGGCCCGGGGCUGGAUAGGGCGCUGGGGACCGUGGGCUGCGGCUACCCGCGGACCCCCAAGUGCGCCCGCUGUCGCAAUCAUGGCGUGGUGUCGGCGCUCAAGGGCCACAAGCGCUUCUGCCGCUGGCGGGACUGCGCGUGUGCCAAGUGCACUUUGAUCGCAGAGCGCCAGCGCGUCAUGGCCGCGCAGGUGGCGCUGCGCAGGCAGCAGGCGCAGGAGGAGAGCGAGGCUCGUGGUCUGCACCGGCUCCUGUACCCGGGGCCGUCGGGGUCCGGGGCUCUGGCGUCGGGGGGCGGCGGCAGGAACGAGAGUCCCCAGGCCACGCGCAGGCCUGAGGCUACGGCUGUGUUGGGAGCGGGUGCUUCAAGGCAUCCCAGCAGCCGGGCGGUCCCGGCUUUCGAGGUUUUCCAGCAAGACUAUGCCGAGGGAAAGCAGGAACCAAAAGAGAAGAACUGCGAGUCAUGCCAGAGUAGACAUGAAGAACUGGUCUCCAACACCCAUCACCAUACUCUGGGAUCUUCUCCUAAUGGUAAGAAUACCACGCAGAAAAGGGGCUUCCUGUCAUCUAUUUCAGAACACCCAGACAAACCCAAUAUAAUCCUGUCUCCUUGCCCCACGGAGCAAUCAGGAGGAGAAGACAGUCCCAGGUCCUUCUCUUCCUCUGACCUGGAAUCAGGGAAUGAAAGCGAAUGGGCCAGAGACCUCAUCGCGACCAGAGCCAGCCUUUCCAAGGUGACCUCAAGACCACGCGACCCUCUCGGAAUUCUCACCAGAAUUUUUCCAGGUUACAGGCGUAGCCGCCUAGAAGGCAUCCUACAGUUCUGCAAGGGAGAUGUCGUCCAAGCUAUCGAACAGAUCUUAAAUGGGAAAGAACAUAAACCAGACUGCAGGGACCCAGCACACGCAGACUUGGAUAACACAGCCUUCCAGAGAGCUUCGGAUUUUGCUCUCGCUGGCAUUGACUUUGGGACUCUAAGUAAUAAAUCAGCUCUCUCUCCUCUUGAAGCCGCAUCUGCUGCUUAUGGAGGAGAUUCAAGUCUCUACAGUUUCAAUCCUAGACUAGCUUUCAGCCCACUGCGCCUGGCAUAUUCUCCAGGAAGAGCGCUGUCUGGGUUUGUGUCACCAUACCUAACGCCUGGACUGGUUCCAGCGUUGCCUUUUCGGCCAGCUUUGGAUUAUGCCUUUCCAGGGAUGAUUAGGGAGCCUUCCCACCUUCAAGGCAAGCACUUAGUAACUGGUGGUAGACUGUAUUUCAGGCCCAAUCAGGAACAUCUGUAACAUAUCAACUCUACCAUUCUGUGGUGUUUCUGGAAUCGUAACACCCCCCCAAACUAUUAACGUUCUUCAAUGAGUAUAUGUGUGGCUUACCAGCUUUAAAUGCUAUUUUCAAGCAAUGUGUAGACUUUAGACUUGAAGACUUCUUUAGCAUUUAUUAAAUCAAAGAAUCAUUUGAACAUUAUAUGUGCCUUGAAUAAACAUAUUUCAGGAAAUAAUUUUAUUGUAAACUAAUGAAUUUCCUUCAUAAAUUAUCGUUCCUAAUAAAGCCAUACCUGCUUUUAUUUUAGUGUAGGGUUAGACUUAUAGUUGCAAAGAUUUGUAAAAAGCAAUUCAUUUGGUAGAAAAGGAGCCAAGAGGGGUCAUUAAAAACUGAGUUUAGUUCUAACUAUGUGGUUAUUAUUCUAAAACAACUCCCUCUCCCUCUCCAUGUCUUCCUCCUCCUCCUCCCCCAUCCCACCACAGAUGACCCGAAAUUAUUCCAAGUAUUUAAAACUAUUUUAUUUGCAUAUAAAUGAUCAGGAGUAAGGAAACACAAUAAAUUUGAAUAUAUUAUUUUUGAAA